This is a messenger RNA of Racocetra persica, 2381 nucleotides long. NCBI's taxonomy places the organism in Eukaryota, Fungi, Glomeromycota, Glomeromycetes, Diversisporales, Gigasporaceae. The record is from the annotation of a GenBank genome assembly.
AUAUCCGAAAAGCUCUUAAUCUGUAUGCAAAUCUUCGUCCAUGCUCGUUUGCAAGUGAUUCGUUGAUACCUCAUUCUCCAUUAAAGGAAAAUAUAGUUAAGGGUACCGAUUUCACAAUUGUUCGUGAAUUAGUUGGUGGUAUUUACUUUGGUAAUCGGCAAGAAGAGGAUGAAAAAGGUCAAGCAUUUGACACUCUUCCAUAUUCUGUUGAAGAAGUUGAGAGAAUAACCCGUUUAGCAGCCCAUUUAGCACUUGAAAAGAACCCACCAGCAACGAUACACUCGCUUGAUAAGGCCAAUGUACUUGCUACGUCACGACUCUGGCGUCGUACUGUUAGCAGAGUUAUUAAAGAUGAGUUUCCUUCUGUUCCACUUAAACAUUAUUAUAUAGAUGCUGCUGCCAUGUAUUUGGUGAAAAAUCCGACAAUGUUAAACGGAAUUAUUCUUACUGAGAACUUAUUUGGCGAUAUUUUGAGUGACGAAGCUAGUAUUAUUCCGGGAAGUCUUGGUCUUUUACCUUCUGCAAGCUUAAAUGGUUUGCCUGAUGGAAAAAACCUAUGUCUUGGACUAUACGAACCCAUUCAUGGUUCCGCCCCCGAUAUCGCUGGACAAGGAAUAGUAAAUCCUAUAGCAACUAUUCUUAGUGUUGCUAUGAUGCUUCGUUAUUCUCUAAAUCUACCGCGUGAAGCAAAAUCCGUUGAAGAUGCUGUGCGAAAAGUUCUUGAUGAUGAAGAAUUUGGUGGUAAUGGUUAUCGCACCAAAGAUUUGGGUGGUACUCACACUACAUCCCAAAUCGGCGACAAGGUUGUUGAAGUUCUUGAAACUUAUUUGGAAGGUUUGAAUGCGGAGGAUCGUACUUCUUCCAUAACUCCAGUUCGUGAACUUUUGUUAACAAGACCACCUGGUCGUCGCGGUAUGACUUUAUGCGAAAAGAUAAUUACUCAUGCUGCCAUUGGACUUCCCCCUCCUGGUCAUGUAAAACCAGGUGAUAUGGUCUGUGUUACGGUUGAUUGGACUUUAGCAUCUGAACUUACUUGGAAAGGCAUGGAAAAGACCUUUGAUGUAAUGGGACGACCGGGAAUUCAUCGUAAUGAUCGAUUUUGGCUCGCAAUUGACCAUACUGUUGAUCCUCGUAUCAAUCAUCUUCCUAAACCUGCUGGUCUCAUCAAAGCAUCCGAACAUUUCGCCAAAGAAGCAAAGAUUGUAGAUUUUUAUCGCCCAAAUCAUACUAUUUUGCAUACUGAAUUUUACCGUACACGUGCCCAACCUGGUCAGAUGAUUAUUGGCGCAGAUUCUCAUUCAUGUUCGGCAGGUUCUGUCAGUGCAUUUGCCGUAGGGUUAGGUGCUGCUGAUGUUGUCAUGCCUUUGGUCACAGGAGAAACUUGGUUUAAGGUUCCGGAGACCGUAGAAAUAAAAUUUGUUGGCAAACCUCCAUUCGGCAUUGGAGGCAAAGAUGCAAUUCUCUAUGUGCUUGGUGAACUUAAACGUAAUACUGUUGCUUUUGAACGUGCUGUAGAAUAUACCGGUCCUGGACUCAAGUAUCUUUCUUGUGAUGCACGUUUUGCAAUUUCAAAUAUGGCUACAGAAUUUGGUGGUAUUGCUGGUGUAUUUGAAGGCGACGAAAUUACUGCAGCAUUUAUUGCAAAGCGAAAGAACCCCACUCACAAGAACUCUGCAUUAUACUUCCGUGCUGACCCUGAUGCAGUGUAUGCUGAAACCCAUACAAUUGAUUUAUCUAAAGUUGAUUCUCUUGUUGCUUUAUAUCCAUCACCAGAUGAUGUAGUAAGCGUGAAAAAAGUUGAAGGAAAAAAACUUGAUGGUGUGUUCAUUGGUGCUUGUACAACAGCUGAGGAAGAUUUAAUUCUUGCUGCUUUAGUUUUAGAGGCAGGACUCAAAAAAGGAUAUAGACCUACUAUAGGUGGCACGAGACGUGUUACUCCCGGUAGUUUACCGAUUGUUGCGAAAUUACGUCGCCUUGGUUUAUUGAAAUUUUAUGAACAAGCUGGUUUUGAAAUUGGUGCGCCAGGUUGCUCUUAUUGUAUUGCAGUUGCUGCAGAUCAUGCUGGUGAAGGAGAAGUUUGGUUAAGUAGCCAAAAUAGAAACUUUAGAAAUCGAAUGGGUAAAGGCGCUAUUGGAAAUUUAGCAUCUGCAGCUACAGUUGCCGCAUCUUCGUUUGAAAUGCAAAUCCGUGAUCCCAGAGAACUACUUGAUUGUAUCGAUGCUGAUAAGUAUCACGAAUAUCUCGAACAAUGGAUAGACCCAGGCGUAUCAUUUACUAUAUCUGAGCCAAAUCCUAUUUUAUGUGAUCCUAAUGAUCCUAAUGCUAGAAAAUCUGAUAGUCUACCAUCAAAAUCCUUAUCUGACGUUACAAUAGCUGGCAAA